Messenger RNA from Ylistrum balloti, 4245 nucleotides. RefSeq lists its product as uncharacterized. Bases 1 to 4245 code for a protein of 1414 amino acids. NCBI's taxonomy places the organism in Eukaryota, Metazoa, Mollusca, Bivalvia, Pectinida, Pectinidae. Gene Ontology annotation, cellular component: membrane. The record is from RefSeq and is a predicted model, not a curated record. The transcript is spliced from 3 exons. Gene Ontology annotation, molecular function: transmembrane signaling receptor activity; protein binding. Gene Ontology annotation, biological process: immune response; toll-like receptor signaling pathway.
AUGUAUCAACGCUUAGGAACGACUUUGAUGCUGUUGGUAUUCUACCUAAGUUGGGAACACUAUGAAAGUUUCGAACAUGUAGAUCACUGUCCUGAGACCAUGUGCAAAUGUUAUCCUAAAGCGAUGCUGGUUAACUGUACUGGAAGUGCUGUGUAUUAUGUUCCGGUUUUCCCGGCGUAUACACGAACUGUAAUAUUUACAAAGACAAACUUUCCGAAAAUAACGGGGAAGUUUUUGUUCAAUCUGACCUUAGUCCAAGUGGAAAGAUUACAUUUCAUCGAUACUUUGACUAACAUGAUAGACCCGGAUGCAUUCACCAAUCUAACGAACAUGUUUACCUUGGAGAUCAGCAGAAAUGGCGACAUACGGCAGAAUGUAAUAUCAAACAUUCUACAGUAUUCGCCUAGAAUACAAAUUCUUUCGUUAAAAUCCAAUCUCUGGAAGACCAUUCGGAAAGACAUAUUCUCGGAAGUACAUAAUUCCUCAAUUCAAACGUUGUCCUUCAGUGACAAUUUAAUCGAGAAUAUAUAUGGAAGUUAUUUCUCUAGUUUACAUUUUCUGCGAAAUUUGGAUUUAUCGAACAAUCUUAUCUCGAACUUCAAUUGCACCGGAUUUGAGUCUACUUCAAUAUCCGAUAUAAAUCUGGAAAACAAUGCCAUGCGAGAGUUACCAUCUUUUUGUGGACCGACUGGACAGUCUACAGUAAAAAACAAGACACUUGUCUUUCGUCAAAAUUACCUCCAUAAUCUGGAUGAAUAUUCUUUUCAGUGUUUACCAUUUUUGCGAAAUCUAUAUCUUGAUAAGACUUCUCUCGUAACUUUACGCAAUAACACAUUUACACGGUUACCAAAACUGGAAAAACUUUCAAUGACUUCCAACGGUGAUCAUUUACGUACCAUUGAAGGAUUUGCAUUCAACUCUUCAAGUCUUAAAAAAUUGUACUUUGGACAAAAUCGCUACAGAUUUGAAAAGGUCUCUUGGCUAUAUGGGAAGUUGUUUCAUUCCUUACCGAACCUCUUGUUGCUUGAUCUCACAGGAAAUUUCUUACCUUCGGAUUCCCAAUCUCUUCGGGAAUUGUUUACACCAUUGGUUAAGUUAGAGAAGCUUAUACUACAGAACACUGCCUUAAAAGCACUUCCUCGCAACGUCUUUCAGCAAAUGCCUAAUUUGAGAUCUUUGAUCCUUAUCGGGAACUACAUAAGUGGUUGGAACAACGACCCUGAAGUGUUUGGUAACGUAACAUCACUACGAAGCUUAUACCUUGACGGAAAUAACAUAAAAGUCGUAAAUAAGACGUCAUUUCAGGAAGGUUUCCUAAAUUCGUUAGAUAAAUUUUGUAGCACUGAUAACCCCUUUUCAUGCACGUGCGAUUUGAUGUGGUUCCUUGACUGGAUGAAAUCCACAAAACAUACGGAAAUUGUCAACUAUCCUCGGAGAUAUACUUGUAGAUUUCCUCCUGAAAUGAACAACGUGCUGUUGAAGAAUUACAAUCCUACUGUGGAAACGUGUUCACGUUUGAAUUUUCCACUCAUCAGAAACAUCUGUAUCGCUGUCAUUCUUAUCGCUAUAUCACUCGCCUAUAAAUUUCGUUUCCGACUAAACUACUGGCUUCACAUUCUUGGAAUAAAGAGAGUUGGUUACAAACGAAUUAAGGAUGACCGGGACUACGAAUACGAUGCUUUCGUUAUCUAUUCAAAUGACAACAGGGACUUUAUUUUCGAUCACAUGAUCCCAGAAUUGGAGGAGAAAGCUGGUUGUAGGCUAUGCGUACAUGAAAGAGAUUUCGAGGUAGGGCGGUUCAUUCUGGACAAUAUAACGAGAAAAUUUGAGGUCAGUAAAAACAUCAUUCUUGUCUUGUCCAGAGAUUUCCUAAACAGCAAAUGGUGUAAGUUCGAACUUGUGUUGACUCAGUCGAAAACUGCAUUGGAGGGCCCCGGGGUGUUAACGGUGAUAUUACUUGAGGAACUAGACACUGCUGUAUUACCUUCCUCUGUUCGGGCUAUCCUGGACACCGUCACAUACACUGAAUGGUCGCAAGAGAACGUUAGGCAGAGCAGAAUAUGGGCCAAAGUGAUAACUGCAUUGAAUACAAACGGUUUAAGUGGUACCACCCAUAUUGUCAUUACCAUGUAUCAACGCUUAGGAACGACUUUGAUGCUGUUGGUAUUCUACCUAAGUUGGGAACACUAUGAAAGUUUCGAACAUGUAGAUCACUGUCCUGAGACCAUGUGCAAAUGUUAUCCUAAAGCGAUGCUGGUUAACUGUACUGGAAGUGCUGUGUAUUAUGUUCCGGUUUUCCCGGCGUAUACACGAACUGUAAUAUUUACAAAGACAAACUUUCCGAAAAUAACGGGGAAGUUUUUGUUCAAUCUGACCUUAGUCCAAGUGGAAAGAUUACAUUUCAUCGAUACUUUGACUAACAUGAUAGACCCGGAUGCAUUCACCAAUCUAACGAACAUGUUUACCUUGGAGAUCAGCAGAAAUGGCGACAUACGGCAGAAUGUAAUAUCAAACAUUCUACAUUAUUCGCCUAGAAUACAAAUUCUUUCGUUAAAAUCCAAUCUCUGGAAGACCAUUCGGAAAGACAUAUUCUCGGAAGUACAUAAUUCCUCAAUUCAAACGUUGUCCUUCAGUGACAAUUUAAUCGAGAAUAUAUAUGGAAGUUAUUUCUCUAGUUUACAUUUUCUGCGAAAUUUGGAUUUAUCGAACAAUCUUAUCUCGAACUUCAAUUGCACCGGAUUUGAGUCUACUUCAAUAUCCUAUAUACACCUGGCAAACAAUGCCAUGCGAGAGUUACCAUCUUUUUGUGGACCGACUGGACAGUCUACAGUAAAAAUCAAGACACUUGUCUUUCGUCAAAAUUACCUCCAUAAUCUGGAUGAAUAUUCUUUUCAGUGUUUACCAUUUUUGCGAAAUCUAUAUCUUGAUAAGACUUCUCUCGUAACUUUACGCAAUAACACAUUUACACGGUUACCAAAACUGGAAAAACUUUCAAUGACUUCCAACGGUGAUCAUUUACGUUACAUUGAAGGAUUUGCAUUCAACUCUUCAAGUCUUAAAAAGUUGUACUUUGGACAAAAUCGAUACAGAUUUGAAAAGGUCUCUUGGCUAUAUGGGAAGUUGUUUCAUUCCUUACCGAACCUCUUGUUGCUUGAUCUCACAGGAAAUUUCUUACCUUCGGAUUCCCAAUCUCUUCGGGAAUUGUUUACACCAUUGGUUAAGUUAGAGAAGCUUAUAUUACAUAACACAGCCUUAAAAGCACUUCCUCGCAACGUCUUUCAGCAAAUGCCUAAUUUGAGAUCUUUGAUCCUUAUCGGGAACUACAUAAGUGGUUGGAACGACGACCCUGAAGUGUUUGGUAAUGUAACAUCACUACGAAGCUUAUACCUUGACGGAAAUAACAUAAAAGUCGUAAAUAAGACGUCAUUUCAGGAAAGUUUCCUAAAUUCGUUAGAUAAAUUUUGUAUCACUGAUAACCCCUUUUCAUGCACGUGCGAUUUGAUGUGGUUCCUUGACUGGAUGAAGUCCACAAAACAUACGGAAAUUGUCAACUAUCCUCGGAGAUAUACUUGUAGAUUUCCUCCUGAAAUGAACAACGUGCUGUUGAAGAAUUACAAUCCUACUGUGGAAACGUGUUCACGUUUGAAUUUUCCACUCAUCAGAAACAUCUGUAUCGCUGUCAUUCUUAUCGCUAUAUCACUCGCCUAUAAAUUUCGUUUCCGACUAAACUACUGGCUUCACAUUCUUGGAAUAAAGAGAGUUGGUUACAAACGAAUUAAGGAUGACCGGGACUACGAAUACGAUGCUUUCGUUAUCUAUUCAAAUGACAACAGGGACUUUAUUUUCGAUCACAUGAUCCCAGAAUUGGAGGAGAAAGCUGGUUGUAGGCUAUGCGUACAUGAAAGAGAUUUCGAGGUAGGGCGGUUCAUUCUGGACAAUAUAACGAGAAAAUUUGAGGUCAGUAAAAACAUCAUUCUUGUCUUGUCCAGAGAUUUCCUAAAUAGCGAAUGGUGUAAGUUCGAACUUGUGUUGACUCAGUCGAAAACUGCAUUGGAGGGCCCCGGGGUGUUAACGGUGAUAUUACUUGAGGAACUAGACACUGCUGUAUUACCUUCCUCUGUUCGGGCUAUCCUGGACACCGUCACAUACACUGAAUGGUCGCAAGAGAACGUUAGGCAGAGCAGAAUAUGGGCCAAAGUGAUAACUGCAUUGAAUACAAACGGUUUAAGUGGUGAAGCUCACUGA